Messenger RNA from Cebus imitator (Panamanian white-faced capuchin), 3687 nucleotides. RefSeq names its product tumor protein p63 regulated 1 (gene TPRG1). The transcript is spliced from 6 exons. Gene Ontology annotation, cellular component: cytoplasm. The record is from RefSeq and is a predicted model, not a curated record. The coding region runs from base 203 to 1042 and encodes 279 amino acids. Lineage: Eukaryota; Metazoa; Chordata; Mammalia; Primates; Cebidae.
CUUUGUUCGAGGGUGAGAAUGGAACUCUCAGCCUACUUGGUGAAGUGAGAUUCAGACUGAGUGGGGUCACAGCACAGGGCACUGCCUUGCCUGGCUUUAUCUGAGCCAGUCACACUUUUACUGGCGAUUCUCUGUGGUCUAGCCCCCUUUGUCCAGGAAGAGAAAGAAGAGCCUUGAGGACUGGUCUAGUCAGGCUGAAGAAAUGUCAACUAUUGGGAGUUUUGAAGGAUUCCAGGCUGUGUCUCUGAAGCAAGAGGGAGAUGACCAACCCUCUGAGACUGACCACCUAUCUAUGGAGGAAGAGGACUCAGGCAAGGACCCGAUGCCAAGACAUAUUUCAAGGCAGCCAAGUGUGACUGAGUCAACUCUUUACCCCAAUCCUUACCAUCAACCUUAUAUCUCACGGAAGUACUUCGCUACACGGCCGGGGGCCAUUGAGACUGCCAUGGAAGACUUGAAAGGCCACGUAGCUGAGACUUCUGGAGAGACCAUUCAAGGCUUCUGGCUCUUGACAAAGAUAGACCACUGGAACAAUGAGAAGGAGAUAAUUUUGCUGGUCACAGACAAGACUCUCUUGAUCUGCAAAUACGACUUCAUCAUGCUCAGUUGUGUGCAGCUGCAGCGGAUUCCUCUGAGCGCUGUCUAUCGCAUCUGCCUGGGCAAGUUUACCUUCCCUGGGAUGUCCCUGGACAAGAGACAAGGAGAAGGCCUUAGGAUCUACUGGGGGAGUCCGGAGGAGCAGUCCCUACUAUCCCGCUGGAACCCAUGGUCCACCGAAGUUCCUUAUGCUACUUUCACUGAGCACCCUAUGAAAUACACCAGUGAGAAAUUCCUUGAAAUUUGCAAGUUAUCUGGGUUUGUGUCUAAGCUUGUUCCAGCUACCCAGAAUGCCCACAAGAAUUCAAUUGGAUCUGGAAGAGGAAAGAAACUGAUGGUGUUAACCGAACCCAUUUUGAUUGAGACCUACACAGGGCUGAUGUCAUUCAUUGGAAACCGCAACAAACUUGGCUAUUCCCUCGCCCGUGGGAGUAUUGGUUUUUGAGAGUCUUUUUGGUACCAUAAGCAUAUUAUCCAUAGAUACGUCACUUGGAAAAUUCCAUUUUCACCCACCCUAUUUUUGGACUGAAACAAUUAAUUACUUUUAAAUAAUACUUCAUGAUUUUGAAUAUUUAGUAUUUCAGGAAAUUUAAAAGCUUGAUUGGACUGAUAGAUACACACUUUAGACCUCAUACAAGAAUAACCAAAUUUCCUUAAAACUAGAACAUAAAUGCUGCUGAGACUAUCAAAUAUUGUUAUCAAAUGAGUGCCUGAUCAUUGCACAGGAAAGAAGACUCUUUAGGUCUUGUUACUUCAGCUCUUUAAGUAUAGUCAUCUUUUUUUAAAGGUCUUGGUCUUUAGCCCUCUUAUCCUGGUUUAUUCUCUCAUUGGGGUCUCACUGUCUCUAGAUUUUUAGCUACGACUUUAUAAGGAAGUCUUCCAAAUUUAUAUUCCCAUUCCCAAUAUUUAUUCCAAGAUUCAGCUUUGCAUUUCUGUCUGCCAAUCAUCUACAUAUCGGUGUUCCAGUGGCCUCUUACAUUGAGCAUCAUCAAAAUCCUGGAUUUCUCUGUAGCAUUUAUGUGGUCUCAGGUAUCCAUACCUGAAUUCUGUCAAUUUUGAUUUCUCUACCUUCCUUACCAAUUAUAUCCUAUAUACUAUCACAUCUAUAUAUGGCUUAGCAUUUUAUUCCAGUGCCAAGAUGUCAAACUUGAAGCUCAUUCUUUUUUAAAAUUGCUCACAUAUUUCUCCUUACCGUUCUUACAGCUGUAUUAUUAGAUCAGGUUUUUAAUUCUACUCAUCCAAUUACUAACACAGUCUGUUAAAUGGAAUCCUUACUCCAAGACUGUUUCAAUCUAUCCUGCACUUGGUUUCUAGCUCAUUUACUUUUGCCGUCUUCUGUUCAAAUACAUUUUUAAUAGCAGAUCCUUUUCUUCUUGUGAAAUCUUUUGCAGAAGCAUAAUAUACAAAGCAGAUAAAAGUAGGAUCACUAUGGUUGGAAUGAGGAUGAGAAUGCCACAGCCAUCUUUCUUUGUAGGCCUCGAGGUGCUGUAUAUGGAAUGCCCAUGGAUUGCAGAGGGUUGUGAAGACCUUGUUUUCAAAAACACUGUCCUAACCCACUCUAUUCUCCUUGCUCUUUCCCUCUUAUUUCCUCUUUGUUUCUUCCUGACUUAGAUCUAAUUUUCAACAACCCAGGAAAUUACCUCAUAUUUUUGCAUCUCUCAAGUUUCUUUUCUUUUUUUAUUUAGAAUCUUAUUUUAUUUACAUUUAUUUAGAAUAAAAAACUUUGAACGUUGACUGCAUACACAUUGCUACAAAAGCUAUUUUGCCUUUCCCAAGACUCGCAUUGGACACAUCUUGGUUGAUAUUUAGGUUGAAGAUUCCAGCUAACUUUUUUGGGGGGGCUUUUGUGAAUUUUAAUGUUUUUUCUUUGAAAAGCUUGCUUCCUCAAUUUUGAAGAUUUGUCCUCUGAUAUAUUUAUAAACAUCAGUUUGAUGCAGGCAUUUAAAUUCCAAACCUUGAAUAACCCUCAUUUUAUUUUGUCUUUGUUUACUUCCAUUAAUAUUUUUUCUUUCCCUCUCUUCUGCCUUUAUAGCACCCACUUUUUCUUCCCCCCAUGAUUGCAAAUAUUGUUAUAGUCCCCAAGGCAGGGAACUUCUAUUCAGACUCUAAAAGGAAAUGUUGAAAUCCAUAGCUGUCCUGUCAACAGUAGUGGAAUGAAAAGUCGUUGUAUUGUUUUGGCACUGGUUCUGAAGCAGGCAUAAUUGGCAAAUUAUUAUAAUACUGCUGCCCGAAAAUCCCCAUUCGCCUCAAGAUAGUGGCAUUUAUUGGCAGAAGCCUCUGAAAUGUCCAACACAUUCUUUUGAGUUACCAUUUAAGGAUCAGCCUGACAAUCGACUUCUCUCUGCACAUUUGUUCCCUUUGUAACCUAAGCCAGACUGUUCCCAAGUGACCUUCUAAAGGACACAGUGCACCAUCAUCAAUGGAAACAAUUCAGAAAGAAGGACAGGAGGGAGAUGGUUCUUAGUUUUGAGAGCCAGUCUGUAACAAUAGGAUAAGCAUUGAAUGGAAGCAAAGCUGUUUCGCAUAAAGUGUGAAUUCAGAGAUGACAUGAGAGUCUUUGUGAAUUCCCUUCAUGUUUCAUAAAAACUAUCAUAGAUAGGAUAUCCCAUGAAUUGAUAAAUGGGAUCUAGAAAGCAAUAUUAUGACCAAAGGGUGAGAAGAUUUAGGAAUUUGGAUAGCAGUUCAAGAUAAGAAAGAACCUCUUACAGCUGUAAAUUUUCAAUGGUGGAAUGGGUUCUUUAAACAGUGAGCCCACCAUCACUUGACAUGUUCAAGGAAAGACUAAAGUAGCUGUUGUGAGAGAAAUUGUUCCAUGAUAUCAUUUGGAGAAAUGGUUGACAUAAGCUCUUACGGUCAGUGACCCUAGGAUUUUCCAAAAAAAUUGUUGCUAGUAAUUAGUGAAUUAGACCCAUUUUUUUCUUAAGAAAGAAUUGGAUCAAUCAAGGGAGACCCUGAAAAAUUUCCAUGAUUUUCCUAAGGUUUAAUUUCUUCAGCUGCAAAUGGAGACAAUUAUAUUACUUUUGCUUAUUUCAUCUUGUGAGGAUUCAGUGAAACGAGGUGAAAUUCUUGUAUUGAAUAGAAAGCUUUGAG